AUGCCUUCUUCUACACAAUCUCCCACGAACAAUACAACCACAACCACCACAUCUCCACCUUCUACUACGCCCUCCGACCCGAGCACCACCACUCCCACCAGCCUCGCCAAAACCUCUCCCAAACCUUUCCGCCUCCUCGACCUCCCUUUCGAGCUCGUUUCUCAAAUCCUGGAACAUUCCAUCGAAGGAGUUAGUAGUGAGACUGAACCGAUUGAAAUUGCUUUUUCUUCUUCGUCUUCGUCUUCUUCGUGUGUUACUACUACAAAUACAACGCCUAUUAUCGAAGAAGGAAAAGGAGAAAAGACAACGAGGGAAGAAAAAGAAUCACAAUCCAUCAUUCUUGGCGUUGGCAAUGAUAUUAUCGAAAUGAAAUAUCCCCCCCACCACCACCACAACACCAACAACACUAAAGAAGAACCUCCUCAUCCCCAUCCAGGUAUUUUCCAAACCUGUCGAAUUCUCCGCUACGAAGCUCUCCACAUCCACCUCCGAAAAUCCUUCUUCACAUUCCCCUGCGCAGGGCCAGGAAUUCGAGGGAUUCGACUCGAUGAAGCAGCAGCAGCGGAAAAAAGGGGUUUGGUGGAUGAAGUGUAUUUGAAAAUGCGAGAGGAGUUACUUGUUGGGAGGAAUGGAAUGUUGAGCAAAGUGUCUUGUGCGGUGGAUUUGAAGAAGGAUGUGAUUUGGUGA
This is a messenger RNA of Sphaerulina musiva SO2202, 687 nucleotides long. RefSeq lists its product as uncharacterized. Bases 1 to 687 code for a protein of 228 amino acids. The record is from RefSeq and is a predicted model, not a curated record. The transcript has 2 exons. Lineage: Eukaryota; Fungi; Ascomycota; Dothideomycetes; Mycosphaerellales; Mycosphaerellaceae.